AUGGUGGACUUCAUGAAGAUGCUGCUAGUGGUGCUUUCUUGCAUAAUGUGCAAGGCUCACGUUGUUCAACGCAAGAUCAGCUACCCUCACCCUCCACCUCAGAAGUAUUACCGGUCAGGCAAUUUCUUGCUUGGUGUCAUUGUUUCUCAGACUUUAUUUGUUUCUGCUGAAAUAACCUUUACUGAAGAACCCACACAAUCAUUAUUUGAAGACCUUAUUGUAGUGACUAAGAAUUACCAGCAUAUCCUGGCCUUGGAAUUUGCCAUAAAAGUUAUGAAUGAAAACCCACAGAUCUUACCCAAUAUCACCUUAGGAUUCUACAUCUAUGACAGCUAUUUUACUGCAAAGUGGACCUUCUUUGCUGCAAUGCAACUUACAUCACAAUCAGAGAGAUUUGUCCCCAAUUACAAAUGUGGCAUGCAGAAUACCCUGGCAGCAGUCAUCGGGGGACUGGACUCUCAAACUUCCUUUCAUGUGGCAAUUACCUUGGACAUCUACAAGAUUCCACAGCUCAUCUAUGGCUGUGCUCCAGUGAUGAACGAUAACAUUUCAGGGCUAUCCUUCUACCGGAUGGCCCCUAAUGAAGUUCGUCAAUAUGCGGGAAUUCUCUCUUUGCUUCUGCAUUUCAGGUGGAUAUGGAUUGGGGUCCUAACCAUGGAUGAUGAUAAUGGAGAAAGAUUUAUACGAAUGGUGCUGCCAGGAUUUUAUGAGCGUGGCAUCUGUUUUGCCUUCAUAGAAAGAAUCCGUGACAUGAAUUUUGUUACUGACACUAAUGACAUACUGAUAUCAGGGAAAAGAAUACAUGAUAAAAUUAUGGAUAGCAAAGCCAAUGUAUUGGUGGCUUAUGGAGAAUCUCAUACCAUGUGGUAUUUGAGAUGGUUGGUAUAUUUAUCAGCAGUGGUGCCUGAGACAGCUACACCAAAAUAUAAGGUGUGGAUAAUGACUGCCCAGAUAGAGCUCAAUUCAGUGGCCUACCAAAGGUUCUGGGAUACAGAAAUGUUCCACGGUACUAUUGCGUUUGCAAUUCACUCCAAUUAUCUACCAGAAUUUCAACAAUUUGUUGAGACCAGAAGCCCUUCUAGCAACCAAGAAGAUGGUUUCAUUGGUGACUUCUGGCAACAGGCAUUUGGCUGUGUAUUCCCAAGUGCACUUGUUGGUGAAGUAGAUGGAGAUAUUUGCACAGGGGAGGAGAAGCUGGACAAUCUUCCUGGAUCUUUUUUUGAAAUGAGCAUGACUAGCCACAGCUACAGCAUCUUCAAUGCUGUCUCUGCUGUGGCACACGCUUUACAUGCCAUGUACUCUUCCAGGCCCAAUAACAGAGGAAGUGAAAAUGGAAGGGGACUGAAGUUUCAGAAGCAUCAGCACUGGCAGCUCCAUCAAUUUCUGAGAGGUGUUUCAUUUAAUAACAGUGCUGGGGACUAUAUUUCUUUUGACCAGAAUGGGGAGUUAGUAGCUGGAUUUGAUGUGAUCAACUGGAUCAUUUCUCCGAACCAGUCUUUUCAGAGAGUGAAAGUUGGGAGGAUGGAUUCUGAGGCUCCUCUAGACCAAGCAUUCACCAUAAAUGAAGAUGUAAUAAUCUGGCACAGCUGGUUUAACCAGGCACAGCCUCUUUCACUGUGUAAUGACAAUUGCUAUCCAGGUUAUAGCAAGAAAAUCAGGGAGGGACAGCCAUUUUGCUGCUACGAUUGCAUCCCAUGUCCAGAAGGGAAGAUUUCAAGCAAAAAGGACAUGCCUGACUGUUACAAAUGCAGAGAUGAAUACUAUCCAAAUAAAAAACAGGAUUUUUGUAUUCCCAGGCACAUCAGCUUCUUGUCUUAUGAAGAACCUUUGGGGAUCAGUUUAGCCUUCAUUGCUUUUUUCUUCACUUUCAUUACAGGUUUUGUGCUAGGAACAUUUAUUAGGCACCACAACACUCCCAUAGUCAUAGCCAAUAAUCGUAACCUCACUUACACUCUCCUUAUCUCCCUCCUCUUCUGCUUCCUUUGCACUUUGCUAUUCAUUGGCCGACCUCAGAAUGUGACAUGUCUCCUCCGACAAAUAGCUUUUGGAAUCAUCUUCUCAGUGGCUGUCUCUUGUGUACUAGCAAAAACUAUCAUGGUGUUUCUGGCUUUCAUGGCCAUUAAACCAGGAUCCAGUAUGAGGAAAUGGGUGGGGAAAAGUCUUGGGAACUCCAUUGUUCUUUCCUGUUCUCUUAUCCAAGCAGGCAUCUGUACUGCGUGGAUUGCAAGUUCUCCCCCAUUCCCAGAUGUGGACAUGCACUCAGUAAUGGGAGAAAUUGUACUUGAAUGCAAUGAAGGGUCUGUGACUAUGUUUUACAGUAUCCUGGCCUACAUGGGCUUCCUGGCAAUUGUCAGCUUCACUGUGGCCUUCUUUGCCAGGAAGUUGCCUGACAGUUUCAAUGAAGCCAAGUUUAUCACUUUCAGUAUGCUGAUCUUUUGCAGUGUUUGGUUGUCUUUUGUUCCAACCUACCUGAGCACCAAGGGAAAAAACAUAGUAGCUGUGGAGAUCUUCUCUAUCUUAGCCUCCAGCACUGGGUUAUUGAUUUGCAUCUUUUCCCCAAAGUGUUACAUUAUUUUGUUGAGGUCUGAGCUGAACAACAAGGACCAGCUAAUAAGGAGAACAUGUUGA
Elgaria multicarinata webbii is the source of this 2628-nucleotide messenger RNA. Its product is annotated as vomeronasal type-2 receptor 26-like. Gene Ontology annotation, molecular function: G protein-coupled receptor activity. Gene Ontology annotation, cellular component: plasma membrane. The transcript is spliced from 6 exons. Bases 1 to 2628 code for a protein of 875 amino acids. NCBI's taxonomy places the organism in Eukaryota, Metazoa, Chordata, Lepidosauria, Squamata, Anguidae. Gene Ontology annotation, biological process: G protein-coupled receptor signaling pathway. The record is from RefSeq and is a predicted model, not a curated record.